Messenger RNA from Rhagoletis zephyria (snowberry fruit fly), 1353 nucleotides. It is a transcript of the gene Gr21a, whose product is annotated as Gustatory receptor 21a. The record is from RefSeq and is a predicted model, not a curated record. NCBI's taxonomy places the organism in Eukaryota, Metazoa, Arthropoda, Insecta, Diptera, Tephritidae. Gene Ontology annotation, molecular function: olfactory receptor activity. Gene Ontology annotation, cellular component: neuronal cell body; axon; membrane. Gene Ontology annotation, biological process: sensory perception of taste.
AUGGCCUACUGGGCAAUUGCAACACGCAAAAGCCAAUCGCCGCCUAUGAAAAUUACGCCCGUACUCAAUCCUAAUCAACGCGAAUUUCUCGAGGAUGAGCUACUCUAUCGCGAGAAAUUGGAAAUACUCGCUGAACACAAUACGAUUAGCACUGAUUUGUUUGUGCGCAAAUUCGAGGACAUCGACGAUCCAGUAUUGUUGGACAAGCACGAUUCCUUCUAUCACACCACCAAGAGUCUGCUGGUGCUGUUCCAAAUAAUGGGCGUCAUGCCCAUACAUCGCAAUCCGCAGAAAUCGCACAUGCCACGCACUGGCUAUUCGUGGACCUCCAAGCAGGUCUUUUGGGCGAUAUUUGUAUUCUCCGUGCAGACGACUGUGGUGGUAAUGGUUUUGCGUGAGCGUGUUAACACUUUUCUCAACGACACGGAUCGUCGCUUCGAUGAGGCCAUCUACAAUGUGAUUUUCAUCAGUUUGCUAUUCACGAACUUCUUACUGCCGGUCGCGAGUUGGCGUCACGGACCGCAAGUUGCGAUCUUCAAGAAUAUGUGGACGAAUUAUCAGUUGAAAUUCUUGAAAGUAACCGGUUCGCCGAUUGUGUUUCCCAACUUGUAUCCGCUCACCUGGGGUCUGUGUUUCUUUUCGUGGGGUGUCAGCAUUGCUAUAAAUCUAUCGCAGUAUUACCUUCAGCCGGAUUUUAAGCUGUGGUACACUUUCGCCUACUAUCCGAUCAUAGCGAUGUUGAAUGGUUUCUGCAGCUUGUGGUAUAUAAACUGCACAGCAUUCGGCACCGCUAGUCGCGCUCUCUCCGCUUCGCUCGAGAUGACUCUAAUGAGUGAUAAGCCGGCCAAGAAGCUCACAGAGUAUCGUCAUCUUUGGGUUGACCUGAGUCACAUGAUGCAACAACUAGGUCGCGCCUACUCCAACAUGUAUGGCAUGUAUUGCCUAGUCGUUUUCUUUACCACGAUCAUUGCCACAUAUGGUUCCUUCAGCGAAAUUAUGGAUCAUGGCGCUACGUAUAAGGAAGUUGGUCUUUUCCUCAUAGUUUUCUAUUGCAUGAGUCUACUCUACAUCAUUUGCAAUGAGGCACAUUAUGCCACACAAAGUGUGGGUUUGGACUUUCAAACUAAGCUGUUGAAUGUAGACCUUACCGUGGUGGACAGCGCCACACAAAAGGAGGUGGAAAUGUUUCUAAUGGCGAUAACAAAGAAUCCGCCUAUAAUGAAUUUGGAUGGCUAUGCGAAUAUUAAUAGAGAGUUGAUAACAUCGAACGUCUCAUUUAUGGCCACUUAUUUAGUAGUGCUGCUGCAAUUCAAAAUAACAGAACAAAGGAAUUACACUUUGAGGGGUGUUUGA